ACAGGCCAAGAGACAACAGUACUGUAAAAAUAUCCACUUAGAAAACAAAGCCGUACUUUUAGAAGCUGUCGCGGCUGAUGUAAUUUGUGCGCCAAGUUCCCUAACAGCUUGUACGUGUUCUACAGGAGUCAUCGGUCGGCAGUAGGGGGAGCGGGCUGGAGAACGCACGGCAAUGGAAGCCGAGUUUCGGGAAAUUGAUGAAUCCGGGAACUGGAACGCCAUUUACCAGGAAAUCAGACAACAGUCAAGUGAGCUGCCAUGCAGGAUUGCCAAACUUCCAGAAAACAGAAGCCGCAAUCGCUACAGAGAUGUCAGCCCAUUCGACCACAGCCGAAUUCAUCUUCAGCUGGGCAGCAACGACUACAUCAAUGCCAGUCUGAUCUCCAUGGAGGAGGCGCAGAGAAGCUACAUACUUACUCAGGGUCCUUUACCUAACACAUGCGGUCAUUUCUGGGAGAUGGUGUGGGAGCAGAGGACUCGAGGGGUUGUCAUGCUGAACCGUGUUAUAGAGAAAGGCUCGGUGAAGUGUGCGCAGUACUGGCCACAGAAAGAGGAGCGGGAAGCGUUUUUUGAGGACACAAACUUCAAGCUGACGUUGGUUUCAGAGGAUGUGAAGUCGUACUACACAGUCCGGCAGCUGGAGCUGGAGAAUCUAUCAACUCAGGAAACCAGAGAGAUUCUUCAUUUUCACUACACCACUUGGCCAGACUUUGGUGUGCCUGAGUCUCCAGCAUCCUUCCUGAACUUUCUGUUUAAGGUGCGGGAAUCAGGCUGUCUAAACUCAGACCAAGGACCUGUGGUGGUCCACUGCAGUGCUGGCAUCGGCCGUUCCGGAACCUUCUGCCUUGUAGACACCUGCCUCCUGCUGAUGUCUCUGAGGAAAGACCCGUCCUCAGUCCGGAUCAAGGACGUUCUGUUGGACAUGAGGCAGUACCGGAUGGGUCUGAUCCAAACAGCGGACCAACUCCGAUUCUCCUACCUCGCUGUUAUUGAGGGAGCCAAGUCCAUCAUGGGAGACACAUCUGUUCAGGAGUCAUGGAAGGAGUUAUCAAAUGAGGAAGAUCCUCCUCCAGAGUUCACUCCUCCACCUCGACCACGACCCCUGAAGGACCCCCACAAUGGAACGGGUGAUCCUGUAAAGUUUGAGCCCACACCUCGUUUCUUCCCCGAGCACGAGCUCAUACAGGAGAGGAACGAGAUCCACAUACACAGUGCCCCUCCAGAAACGGUGCUUCGCCAGCGGACAGUGGCGGCAGGAGCAGGUGAGACCAGUACAGAGACGUUGCCUAAUGACCAGCCUGACCACGCCAACGCCCUGAAGCCAAGUUACACUGUCCCAGAGACGACAGAGCCUCCAUCCAAACCCACACGGUCACCUCCGGAGACUCAUACGGCCCCACCUGGUGGCACUGCAGCUGGAGAGUGGAGCCCCCUUUUGGCCAACGUCUGUGUGUGCACUGCACUCAUUCUAGGUGCAUACGUCUGUUACCGCGCCUGUUUCCACUGAUGUUCUCUCUCUUUUUCUUUCUCUCUCUCUCUUUUCUCUGUCUGUCUUCCCCAUCCUUCUCUCUCUCUCUCUCUCUCUCCCUCCAUCUGUGGGGGUGGGCAAAUAGGUUCUGCUGGCCAGCCAGCCCUCUCUACCUCCUUUGAGAGAGAGACAAUUAGAAAAAGAGAGAGAUGAAGACGGAGAGAGAGAGGCCAUCUGCCAAUGAGGCCUGUCUCUUUAUUCUUUUCAGUCCCCCCCAGCCCCACUUUCUUUUCCUCACACAGUUUGGGGAGAAGGAUGUAGAGAAAAGACUUUCUCAGCCAGACUGCUGUUAUUCCCCCACCACACACACACCCACACACACACAAACACAGAGUCUACAGUACAGUGUAAAAAGUCAGAGACAAUCCUUCAUUUAUUUAAUUUCCAGUCAAAACAGCCAUUAAGAACAAGUUAUUCAUUUUUCAGGAGAUAUUUUUGAUGAGAUUAGAUAGAAGAUAAAUCACUUGCUUAAGGAAGAGGAAAGUCAAAGGAAAAUAUGUAUAAAAAUAACAUGAGUUUCCAAAAUUUUAAACUUUGAAAAGAUUUAAAAAAAAACAAAUUUAAAGAGUAAAUGGGACUCCUAACAACCUCACAAGACCUGAAAGACGACCAACAUCAGAUGAACAGCACUUAAAGCUUUCAUGUUUGAGAGAGAGGAGAAAAUCAAGCUCCACUCUUACUUCAGAUCUAAAAAGGUGUUUCUGUCCGUCCUUCCACCGUGAGCCGACAACUCAGUGCUAUUGGUGUCUAAGAAUGUUUAGCUGUCAAGAAGCCAUUACUGAGAAAAGGAAAGAGACAAAAAGACGACAAUUUGUACUGCAAUUUUGUAUUUGGCAUUUCUUGGAUUGUGAGAAGUAGAAAAUGCAACCGACUUCUACAACUGAACUUUGGAAGUGUGGUCCCUGCAGUUUUUUUUUUUGAAAAGCUGAAAACGAAUCUCCUGCAAAGAUAGGAUAUAAGUAAUGAAGGCAAAGGGUAGACAUACUAGGUACUGAAAAUUACAUGAAUAACUUUCUUUAACAGCUAUUUUGUUAGGAAAUUAAAUACCUGAAGGAUGGUCUCUGACUUUUGCAUAGUACUGUGUCUGUUCAGUAGCUCAGGGCAUCACAUUUCAGGUGUCACCAAAAAUGGCAUCCAGGUUUUACUCAAUCCAAAUGAACCCUUUUAUUAUUGCUGCAAUAAGCAAGGGAAGGUUUGUGUGUAUACUGUGUAUGAUUGCGUGUAUACAGUAUGUUUGUGUGUGUGUAUGUCAGGGUAGUAGGGUGUAUGUGUAUGUAUUUGUGUGUCACAUAUAAUGUCUGCAUUCUAAUAACUUUGCAGAUUUCAUAUACCGUAACUGCCAUAAACCCACAAAUAGACUCCUCUGGCUUUGGCAGUUCGUUGAUCCUCCUCAAAUUCAAAGUGUUCUUGUUCCUUUUUCUCUUUUCCUGCUACCCCUGCUCAUCAGCAGAGUCCAGAACUGUGUGUUGUGUGUGCGUAGGAUUAGGAGGGAAUUGUAUUAAGUGUGUGCGUAUGUGGAGAGAGAAGAGUGGUAUUGGACCCCACUCUUAAAGGAAUAGUUCGGCGAACAAUUAAAUUUACAGAAUCUUCCACUUACAACAGAUGUUGUCAAUCAGACAUGUUUGGUGUCCACAUUUUGCUUCUUUAAUUUAGCACUGGAGCUCCUGUAUUUACAGAAAGGAUUUGGGUGACUAUUGACUUCGUGUUUGUUAGCAACACUAGCCUUUUAGCUCCAGUUCUAAACUAAAGAAGAACAGUUGACACCAAACAUGCUUUGCCUGGUUAACAUAUCUGGUAAGUGGAAAACUCUGCAAAUUUAAUUUUUCAUGGAACCAUUCAUUUAAAGCAAACUUGCCAGAGGUGAUGCCAGGGCAUGUGCAUGAACGUUCUGUUCUGUACACCAGGAGGGGACGUGUUCCCUGCUUAAGACAGCUAUGUAUGUAUGCGUGAAUGUUUUUGUCUGUAUUAGAUUAAACAAGUGUGUAUAUAGUUGGGGGUGGUCAGUGAUGUAUCCUGACGCUCUAGUCUCACCUGCUGUUUUGGUGAGAAAGACAAGCUAGCCUUUUAAGCAGGCUUCAAAAUUCCCAUUUUUGUAGUAAUAGCCGCACCCCCUGUUCUCCCUUUCUUUUUAAAGGGGAAUUCCACCACUUUUUCAAAAUUUCUGCAUAAUUCAGUUGUUGAGAUGUACACAAAAUUACUGAGUGUUUUAAUGUGAAAUGACUGCACAGUGGUGGUGAUAGGAACUAGGGAUAACGAUAUCAACAACACAAAUACAGCCAGGCCAGGACUGGGGGACUGUUUUUGUCCUACGUCUUGAGUGUAGCUCUCCACCAGGCCUGGGUUCAAACACAGUUUUGGGCCAGAACCUAAUCACAAAACUAGAAUAAGCCGUCCCAGGCUUCAGGCAGAGUAUUGACAUCUAUUAAAAAGUGUGUGUGAUGUAGCUUUUAGAGGCAUUAAACUCUUCAGACUUCUGGUCACCACCCCUAUGGACAAUUCUGACUUGGCAAGUUUAUCAAGAAUGAAGCGUUUAACAUCAAACCACUCAUAAUUACAAACUCAGUCAUUAAAUUAUGUAGGAAUUUUUCAACAUUAGUGGAACUUCCCUUCAACGUUAUUUUUAUUGUAUGGACUGUUUGAAAAGUUGAGGCGAGUGAGCUUGGGAGAGAUGUGUGAGCAAGCGUGUGGUGUGCGUGUGUUGGGUCUGAAUGGAGAGGUGGGAUUACUGUUCUAGCCCUAUCUCCUCCUGCCCACUUCCAAAGGUCACAUUUGCACUUAGCCUUUUUUUCAAAAAAAAGAAAAAAAACAUACAAAAGAUAAAAAUACAAAGAUAAGGCUUAGGCAGACGAGUCACGUCUACCCGGCUUGUCCACUUGUUUUCGUUUUUUCCGCAGCUCUUACAAAGGACUCUUGGAAUGUGCUAUGUUUUUGCUGUUGGUGUUUCCCUCAGCGUUUUCAUUUCUCUCCUGCUUUUUUCCAUUUGUCAUCGAGCUCGCAAAACGUUUGAUCAACGUAUUCAGGGACAUUGACCUCGUUUUUGUGGUUUUGACGAGAUCAUUAAAAAAACGUUGCUUUUUCUGGCUCAGAACCCACUUUUUUUUUUUCUUUUGCAUAACGUAGGGGAGGGGGACGGAGGGUUCCGUCAGCACAGUGCUAAACGUUACUUAAACGUUACUUCAGCGUUAUUUCAAGGUUACGUCUGCUUAACCUUGGCAGGCCGCAUGAACGCACAAUGUCAGGUGGACCUCAAGGACACACUGGCUCAAUCCCAAACCCCUUCCCAUACUCGCAGUCAUAGAACAGGAGGUGACUUUAAAGCAGCUUUGAUUUUGACUCAGCCAUCCACCAGGUGGCAGCAUUGAGUCCUAUUGCUUUCUUCAGUGCAGUAUUCUCGUACCCUGCUAUAAUGGAGCUGGGGGUAGAGUUUUAGGCCUUGGAUUUGGCCUUCGUCUCCUCCUCCCCUUCUUUUGUUAGCAAUACAUUUAAACAUUUGUGUGGGUGAGGCACGAGAGUAAGAAGGGCAACAAAGGUGGCCUCCGUUAGCUUACAGUUUGUAAUGGCAGCUGACACUUCUGGUUGCUUCGUCAAAAGCCAACAUGGAUGUUUUUUUUUCCUCUCUCUAAAAUGUGGAUCCUGGUUCGCACAGGCUUGUGUUUUCUCUCCUAUAGAACAUUUCUCAAUUUUAUGGAAAUGUGUGUGGAUUUUUUUGAUCUUUUUGUGUACUCAGAAUGGCCUAAACUUAAAUAACUAAAACUAAAAUAACUUUUCCUUGUUAUAUGUUAACAAGGAAAAAAGAAAUGGAACUGCUGCAGGUCGUGUCUUUGUUGUUCCUGCAGUUUCAGAGCCACGUCCGUAACGCUGUAGUGUAGUUUUUGACUAGGACAGAAUUUUCUGACCCUCGGAGGCUGAUUAGCAACAUUUUAGUUGUGACUCUUCUUUUUUUCAUACACUUCAUAGAACUAAACAUAGAAACUGAAACUGAAGCCUACUAUCAAAGAUGCUGUUUUUAUACCCCGAGGCUAUUGACGAAGAAACUAGUGGAUAGAAAAUGCUGGCUCAUUUUGGUGACUUUGGACCACCUGUUGGACAGGGAGCAGUGAGGGUCAAACCAAAAAAAAACAUAGAAAACAAACAACAAACAAAGCACCAGCACAUGGAAAAAGAGAGGAAAUAUAAAAAGGUGGUGGUAGGAUUUAGUGGCAAUCGGUUGGGUUAGACUAUCUAUUACUAUUAUUAAUAUUUAUUAUUGUUAUUAUUUUUAUUAUUUUGACUAUUAUCAAGAGAGAUUAUGGGCAGUUUAACACAUUUCCUUCAGGUCAAACAUAACCACAGAAAGGGCCCCUAAGGUUUGAAUGAUGUCGAGAAACAUUGGAACAGACUAAAGCAGACUUGCCUAACAAUUAUUGAGACAAAGAUGAUUGAUCCCUUUGGUCCUUCAUGUUGUUUCAAUGUGUUUGCUUUUGUCUGAAGGUGUGCUUGGCUUACUUGAAAGCUGCUAUCUCUAUGAUCAGUCCAAAAUGACGACAUUUGAUUGUAUGUGGACUCUCCGCUGGGUUCGGAAACAUUAUUUGGCGUGAGGCUCUUACCAGGGGUUGUGGUUGAUUUUGAAGGGUUUGUGGUCGGACUGAAAGAUUGCUAGCAUGUAGUUACUUAAACGGUGCCCAGUCCCUGUGCCCGGCUAACUGGCUGGACCUCUAGAAUGUAAUGUCCUUCCCAUGGACACCCCCCCCCCACUACUUGUUUUAAUCAGGUCGCUUCAUGCCGCAGUUAUUACUUUGUGUUCGUCUGUCAUUUGCUUUUGGACUGGCAGAACGAUAGAAACCUCUUAGCCUUCAUGUGGAAGGCCUACCAAUUCCUGUUUUUUUUCCCCUUCUUACCAUCUUUUUUGUCAUAUAUUUUUUAUGUUCAUUAUUCCUCAUAUUA
Molecule: messenger RNA, 6451 nt
Organism: Colossoma macropomum (tambaqui)
Lineage: Eukaryota; Metazoa; Chordata; Actinopteri; Characiformes; Serrasalmidae
Gene: ptpn1
Product: protein tyrosine phosphatase non-receptor type 1
Exons: 9
Coding region: 173-1507 (444 amino acids)
Biological process (GO): protein dephosphorylation
Molecular function (GO): protein tyrosine phosphatase activity
Source: RefSeq, a predicted model, not a curated record